AUGUAUUUUUAUCUCCCGGACAAGAAGGAUGGAUUGGAGCAUCUUGUGAAGACAAUGGCAUCUACUUGUGGAUUCUUGGAUAGUCACGUUCCAAUGUAUCAAGAUCGUGUUAAUGAAUUCAGGAUCCCAAAGUUUAAGAUCGCUGAUGGAUUAAGCGGUGAAGAUUUGGGAUUUAGUGCAUUGCCCUUGUUCCAUAAAGCUUGUGUCGAGAUUGAUGAAGAAGGCGCUGAAGCUGCUGCUGCCACUUUUGUAGUGGGUUUUGGGGCAUGGACGCCUCCUAAGAUGAUAGAUUUUGUGGCAGAUCAUCCAUUCUUGUUCUUGAUUAGAGAAGACAAAACCGGAACUGUUUUGUUUGUUGGUCAGAUUUUCGACCCUUCCAAAAAAUCUUCUUAG
This is a messenger RNA of Microthlaspi erraticum, 393 nucleotides long. NCBI's taxonomy places the organism in Eukaryota, Viridiplantae, Streptophyta, Magnoliopsida, Brassicales, Brassicaceae. The record is from the annotation of a GenBank genome assembly.